This is a messenger RNA of Echinops telfairi (small Madagascar hedgehog), 424 nucleotides long. It is a transcript of the gene ZNF444, whose product is annotated as zinc finger protein 444. The transcript is spliced from 4 exons. The record is from RefSeq and is a predicted model, not a curated record. NCBI's taxonomy places the organism in Eukaryota, Metazoa, Chordata, Mammalia, Afrosoricida, Tenrecidae. Bases 131 to 424 code for a protein of 97 amino acids.
UGAUCAAUCCACAGUGUGGCCUCUUUCUUCUCAGGGACCCACGAGCUCCCCAGAUCGGACAUCGGAGACGGGGGCAGCCCAGGGUGCAACGGAACGCCCCGGGCUCUGCGUGGGGAAGGAAGACAGUGAGAUGCUCUCUCUGGAGCAUCGUGGGCCACAAAAAAUUACCUCGGGGACCACAUGCGGCCCGCGGGCCGCCAGUUUGACACCCCUGCCCUAUACGGUCACCCCGAGUAGGCACCGACUCAGUGGCAGAGACUCGGCGGCGGGCCCUGAGGGGCCGGGGACGGGGGACACGCAGGCCACCCGGGCCUACAAGCAGGAGCCCGGCAGCCCCCCGCUGGUGCCCCUGGUGCCCGGGCUGCCCAGCUUCCCGGCGGCCCCGGGCGCCGUGUCCUGCCCCGAGUGCGCCUUUGCCAUCUGA